GGUCAAGCUCGCUUCCCCAGAAAUACAAAACCAGGGACCGGUUUUCAGCUUUUUGCGGAAUGCUACCUUCGAUAUGGAUCGGAUAAUCUGGAUGAUUUAGUACUACUGUGCAAGGAAUAACAAGGCUCCCGAAAACGGUCAAAAUGUCAUCAUCAGGUGUGAAGGUUUCUAUUAUAAGUACUAGUAAUAGUAACAAUGAAACUAGUAGUAUUACUGUAUCAUCAGUCAGAAGAACUGGAAACUCCAUAUUUAGUCAUAAAAACCUGGUACAAGAUGAAAAACUUGUGGCAGCAACUCUAGCAUCUUUGAAAGAUCAUCUUGAUCCUAGUAAGAUCAUUAAAGAAGAGUUGAAAUGGUUGAUACAAUCAAGACGUGUAGCUGAAGGAAAAGAAGCAUUAAAAGUUGAAUUCAUUCCACCAAGAAAAAAUGAGAUGACACCAGAUGAAAUUGAAAGGGCUCAGAAAAGAAAAGAACAGAAUCGAUUAGCAGCCAGAAGAUUUAGAAGAAAACAAAGGGAUACAAAUGUUUACCUUUUAUCUAAAACCAAACAAUUAGAAUCUUCCAAUAAGAAUUUAAAGAAUGAAAUGGGAAAUCUUCAAAGAGAAAAACAUAAACUAUAUGACUUAUUAACUAAACAUGUUCCAUUAUGUCGGAGUCAGUCUCAGAAAGAGGAAUUAAAGUGUGCUUUAGACAGAAUGUUUAGUUCUAGUUCAAGCCAAUCCUGAUGAAAUUCAUUGUGUACAUGUUUGUGCUCUGUGCUGUUCGUUAUGGCUGCUUCUGAAUUGGUGUCAUUUGUGUGUUGCUUUCUAGCAAUUUGUCUUGUGUUUUGUAUCAAAAUGGCUUCCAGAAAGAGUGGUGUCUGUGAACUGAAGUAGAUGGAGAAUGUUGAGAAUUCUGGUCAAGGGGAGAUAAUCAAGAUUUUAUUUUGGGGUCAAUUGGUUUCUCAUCUUUAAUUGUUGUUUAUAAUUACAGAUAUGAUGGGUCUCAUUUUGACCUUGAUCUGCAAUCAUUUUUUAAUUCUUAUCUUUAAUUGUUUCAUCAUGCAUUUUGGCUGU
This is a messenger RNA of Lottia gigantea (owl limpet), 1055 nucleotides long. RefSeq lists its product as hypothetical. The record is from RefSeq and is a predicted model, not a curated record. The transcript has 4 exons. Lineage: Eukaryota; Metazoa; Mollusca; Gastropoda; Lottiidae. Gene Ontology annotation, cellular component: nucleus. Gene Ontology annotation, biological process: regulation of transcription by RNA polymerase II. Gene Ontology annotation, molecular function: RNA polymerase II cis-regulatory region sequence-specific DNA binding; DNA-binding transcription factor activity, RNA polymerase II-specific. Bases 144 to 725 code for a protein of 193 amino acids.